Messenger RNA from Corticium candelabrum, 1046 nucleotides. RefSeq lists its product as uncharacterized. The transcript is spliced from 6 exons. The record is from RefSeq and is a predicted model, not a curated record. The coding region runs from base 137 to 841 and encodes 234 amino acids. Lineage: Eukaryota; Metazoa; Porifera; Homoscleromorpha; Homosclerophorida; Plakinidae.
GUAUCUCUGAUGUAGAAUUCAGAGUGUCACCGCCAUCAGCGGUUCUCCUAAUUUCGAGAAAAGCGAUUUGCGGCCUAGAAAGAAGAGACAAAAAUAUAUAGACUCCGACGCCGAAGACGAUGAAAUAGCUCUAACUAUGCAAGGGACAAGCUCUAUGGCAGAAUUUGAAAUAUAUCUAAACGAUGACAAUGGAUUGGAGACAUUGACUAGUCAGACUGUAGACGAGAGUCCAAAAAGAGAGAAAAGAAAACGAGUCAAGUUUUCAAACGCAACAGGGGCUAAAAAAAGAAAAAUUGAGCCGGAAACUAUAGAUAUCAGUGACGAUGAUGACAAACAAACAACCACAAGGAAAGUGUCAUUAACCACACCUGAGUCAACAGUUCAAACCAGGGCAGCUGUGCUGGCAAGACCUAAUUUCAGUCGUAAGCAAACAAUACAUUGCUCAGAAAAAGAGAUAGAAAACUUUUUUUGGGAACUUGACGGCGGUGGCUACAUCACAGCACUUUUGGCAGCAUGUCCCGUCAAAAGUCCGGCAAAUUUUGGAAGAAAAGUAUCUAUGAAACAAUCCUUGGCUGCAUCGCAGCACGUAGUCAUGGCCGGGCGAUUCAGUUCAGCAGUGAUAAAGAGAAUAAACAAACUUUUCAAUCGCUGGUACUUCAAGAACGAGGCAGCAAAGAACACGGACCGUGAUGAUGUUUUGGAGCUUUUCGGAGUACCAAGUGAUUGGAGGUUUUCAGCCAAAGCACAUCAUGCAGCUUGUCAUAUCCUUUGCAGAUGGUAUCUAGGAACAUGGAUUACGACUGAAUUAAAUACCAAAGUAGAAAGAUUUUUAAAUGAGUAGUAGUUUUAGUUUUUGGGAAUUUAGUAAUGUUACAGUUUAUAUGUAUGUAUAUCUAGAUAUAUAUUGUAGAUCUGCAUCAAUCUUAAUUAUUCUCAUUCUUUUCGAAGUAACGUCUGAUAGCUAACAUUUGAAGCUGUUGGAGUUUAGUUGAUUGACGAUUUGGCAAGACAUUAAUUGCUAAUAAAGAAAAAAUGGCUGCCGAAAA